GGACACCGUGACGAUUUGAAGUUAAAAAGUUUUGCCUCUGGCUUUGAUUUACGCGAUUUCGUGGGUAUGGCGAGGAGGAUUAGAGGGUGCUUUCGGUCAUAUGUUCCAGCCGUGAAAUGUUAGGAAAACAGCCAGCGCCGGAGGAUAGAAGGACAUGGGAGGGUGGCUGAUUUUCGAUCUUCUCAGGAAGAAGUGUGGCAUCCGAUGGCAGGUCGUGUAAUGUCCGCUCACAAAGGUUUUAUAAGGACCCCCCCAUCUUGGCUUCGUCCGUUGCGCUACCCUUGUCGUCCCCUUCCCUUCUUACCCUUGCCCAUCCCUCCUGCCCUCCUCCCUUCACCACCCCGUCUCUAAUCUGGAUCUACCAUGGUUAGCUGGAAAUCCUCUGAAGAAGUCACCAAUGACGGUGUGGCCUUUUCACGCUUCAUGCAUACACUAUUGGGCGUCUACAUAUGGGAGUGGUUCACGUCUCUGCCGUUCGACUGGCAGUUCAUCUCGGGCAAAAAGCCGUUUCGGUGGCCCUUGAUCUUCUACUUUUUGAACCGUUACUUCCUCCUCAUCGCCCUUAUUGGAAUCACCGUCGCACUAAAUGUCACAAAGCCGAUAGAUUGUCAAGCACUGUAUACAUUCAACCAGGUCUUUGGGAAUGCUGCGAUUGGACUUGCAUCGAUUAAUCUUUCUCUUCGGACAAUGGCCGUGUGGUCGCGUAACUUUUGGGUUGUAAUCCUGCUCGUCGCGAUUAUCAUGGGCCACUGGUCCCUGCUCCUUCACGGUAUACUUUUGAAAGCUGAAUGGACCGGUGUGGGCGGCUGUGCCAUCACUUCGACAGACACCAAGAUCUUGGCUGUUACUUUCAUUUACUCGAUGGGUUUUGAUUUCUUGGUUCUCAUGUUGACGGGCUAUAAGCUGGUCUUCCGCGCUCCUAGCGCUGCCCGAGUUGGCCGCUCUAUGCUAGUUACGCUGAUUUUCGGCGACGGCUUGAUCUACUUCGUGAUCGCUUUCCUCGCCAAUCUACUUGCUACAAUUUUUAUGUUACUCAACCUCAAUGCUGUCAUGUCUAUUAUAGCCAAUGUUCCUGCAGCUAUUGCAUCAACUAUCGUAGCCUGCCGUGCGGUUCGCCGUUUAAGUAAAUAUACGUCAGAAGGCCCAGAUUUCUUGGGCACGACCGUGGCUUCAACGCUUGCCUUCCGUACAAUGACAGCGUCAACGGCACCGCCGAAGCGUCCGAAAGUGGCCACUAAUGGCCUUAGUGCUGUUGACGGUGUCCAUGUACAGAUGGAGACCUUUGAAUCUCCAGGAGGCUUCGUUGAAUACGAUGCCAUGGGUAAUGCCAUUAAAGGAUCACCCGACAGUAUGUUCGAUCAUGACCUAGAGGCUCAACAUAUUCGCGACGAGUUUAAAAGGCCUCCAUACUAAAUGGGCAUGCCUUUGAAUUUCUUGUGCACUUCUUGUUAUCGCACCCACGCUCGUUUUGCAUUCGUUACUGGAAUCCAAACCUCUCUGUGCUUCUCUGCUGUAGCCUGAAGAACUC
This is a messenger RNA of Guyanagaster necrorhizus, 1528 nucleotides long. RefSeq lists its product as uncharacterized. Bases 364 to 1413 code for a protein of 349 amino acids. Lineage: Eukaryota; Fungi; Basidiomycota; Agaricomycetes; Agaricales; Physalacriaceae. The transcript has 14 exons. The record is from RefSeq and is a predicted model, not a curated record.